GAAGAGAGAGAACAUAUCGCCUCUAGCACCAGCAACCCCCAUAGAAGCAGUACGACAACACAUCCCAAACUUCAACCACAAACUCUGGCUCCGACACGGUGUUCUCACACUGUCGCAAGUACUACAGGGCGACAGCCUCAAACCAUUCCCUGA
Messenger RNA from Pelobates cultripes (western spadefoot toad), 153 nucleotides. The record is from the annotation of a GenBank genome assembly. NCBI's taxonomy places the organism in Eukaryota, Metazoa, Chordata, Amphibia, Anura, Pelobatidae.